AUGCCUUGGGAGCUUUGGGACUUGCUAGGAGAACGUCCCACUCCUCUUGCCCGUGUGACGAAAAGUGCUCACGAGAUUCCGUUCGUCGCUCACUCGCAGAUCACUGCCGGAGACUUCGCUUUCCCGCUCCAAUCGGGGGUUUCUAGAGCGACAAUCGCCUGCCACAAUGUCGCAGGGCACGCAGGGAGCCGGACUCAGUUCGUAUCCGAAUCCUCUUCUACCGCGUCAAUGCUUUCUCCUCCACCCACCAUGCUCCCUCCCCUCGUGCGCCCUCCCCGCAUGCUUCCUCCCGCCGUGCACUCGUCCCACGUGGCUCGCAGAGAAGACGCGUUCAGCAUAUUAGUGGCGACGGACAACCACCUGAAAUUCAUGGAGAAGGACGACGUGCCUACCCCUGUCGCCCUCUUCUCCCCCCCCCCCCCCCCUUGUGCGCCCUUCCCCAUGCUCCCUGCUCGCAGCGAGGACGCGUUCUCCAUAUUAGUAGCGACGGACAACCACCUGGGCUUCAUGGAGAAGGACCACGUGCGCCGCCACGACUCCUUCACCGCCUUCGAGGAGAUCUGCAAGCUCGCCCAGUCGCUACAGGUGGAUUUCCUGCUGCUGGGCGGGGAUCUGUUUCACGACAACAAGCCGUCGCGCGCCACGCUGGUGCGCACAAUCGACAUUCUGCGCCGCUACUGCCUCAGCGAUAACCCCGUGCGCUUCCAAGUCGUCAGCGACCAAACCCUCAACUUCCCCAACUCGUUCGGGCAUGUGAACUACGAGGACGAGCACUACAACGUGGGCAUGCCCGUCUUCACCGUGCAUGGCAACCAUGACGACCCUGCCGGCAUCGACAACCUAUUAGCGGUGGACAUCCUGUCAUCGUGCAACCUGGUGAACUACUUCGGCAAGUCCAACAUCCCGGAGCAUGACGCCGCGCAGAUCACCCUGCAUCCCGUGCUGCUGCGCAAGAUCACCCUGCACCCCGUGCUGCUGCGCAAGGUGAGAGGGGCGUGCUGCUGCGCAAGGUGGGUGGGUGACAAGGGCGCGAACCGCAUAGCACUGUAUGGGUUGGGGCACAUGCGGGACGAGGUGACUCUUGAGUCGACUCACAAGUCACUGAGCCUCGUUUUCCCCUUUCCUCCCCCUAAACCCCCCUCACAGGGCGCGAACCGCAUCGCCCUGGCAGUGCGCAUGACGAAUACAAAGAAGGUGGUGACGGUGGAUGAGAGCAAGUUCGCAUCCUUCCUGGACCUGGUGGUGUGGGGGCACGAGCACGAGUGCCGCAUCGAGCCCCAGCCACCAGUGGGAGCAAGCUACUUCAUAUCGCAGCCGGGGUCGUCAGUGGUGACGCAGCUGGCGGAGGGCGAGGCCAAGCCCAAGCACGUGCUGCACCUGCGCGUCCAGGGAAACAAGUUUGAGACACAAAACAUCGCCCUCACCACUCCACGCCCGUUCGAGUAUGCCGAGGUGUCAUUGAGGGACGCGCAUGCCCAGGGUGUGAACGCCAGGGAUCCCGAGGAGCUGGCGCUCUUCUUAUCCAACACUGCGUGA
Messenger RNA from Closterium sp. Yama58-4, 1536 nucleotides. NCBI's taxonomy places the organism in Eukaryota, Viridiplantae, Streptophyta, Zygnematophyceae, Desmidiales, Closteriaceae. The record is from the annotation of a GenBank genome assembly.